GGAGACUCAGCUGGCGCACGCGCAUUACGCGGAGGCCCCUGGGGCUUGUUAUGCGGGACCCGAGCAGUCUGCAGCACAGCCACCAGCACAGCACAGCGAAAUUAAGCAACUUGAUUCAAAUCAUGUGGAGCGGGGAUUCAAACCCAAGUGCGGCCACAUGAGCUCUCUGGUCUCAACACCAUACAGUGGUGGCUACUUCGUCGCCUGCAUGACUUAACUAGGCAAGAGUUCCAACUUUAAACAUUUGUAGACACAAGUCUUACACACCAGGAUUCCUAGACUCCAUACAUAUACUGCCAAUAUAAAGACCCUUAGUACACACAUUUUUGUGUUCCCGAAAGGCUUCCGUGGCUUUCAAGAUGAAUUACUUUCAGGCCACAUGUUUUUAUAAAUCUGUGGUUGCUACCUAUGCGAAAGUAAUACCAAAUCAUAAAUUAGUUCAAGAAUCUUCAAUUUUGUGAGGAGCAAUGAACAUUUGUGUACUAAGUGUCUAAGCAGUAGUCAUCGAUGCAGCUGAUCUUCCCUAUUUAUUGUCAUUGAAAGUGAUACAAAACCUACCUACUGAAGCAUUUCUCCCCCUUGAACUUAAGGAAGGGUGUCACCCUGGAGAUAAGCAUUCGGAUAAUGUGUGGGCCAAGUCCUCACACUUGGUAAAAGAACCUUAGUCAUUGCUGAAGAGUAAUGUAAGUAAGGUUAUUACCUACUUGGAAGCAAAUAAUAAAAUAGAGGACAGUGUAUCUGCUUCAUUUGAUUAGCACAUGGAUCCUGAAAUGUCUGUACAAGACCCUGAAGAGAAAAAAUACACUCCUGUCUGUGUUGGCAAAGAAAAUGACAUUAAAAAAUCUGAACGAAUGACAGCUGUUGUCCACGAUAGAGAAGUGGUCAUUUUCUAUCAUAAAGGGGAAUACCAUGCUAUGGAUAUUCGCUGCUACCAUUCAGGAGGACCCUUACAUUUGGGAGAAAUAGAGGAUUUCAAUGGACAAUCAUGUAUAGUUUGCCCCUGGCAUAAAUACAAAAUUACUUUGGCAACAGGAGAAGGAUUAUACCAAUCUAUAAACCCUAAAGAUCCGUCAGCAAAACCCAAAUGGUGCUCCAAAGGAAUAAAGCAAAGGAUUCAUACAGUGACAGUGGAUAAUGGGAAUAUUUAUGUGACUCUUUCUAAGGAACCUUUUAAAUGUGACUCUGAUUAUUAUGCAACUGGAGACUUCAAAGUAAUUCAAAGUUCUUCCUGAUAAAAAUAUAUGAUAAUGAAAAUGUAUAUGUUUGAAAAUAUUUUUAAUUUGCUUCAGUGCCAAAAAUGAAUUAUUUUCCAACGUAGGUAUGUAUUGUAUAUCUUUAAAAAUCAUAGGUUUGGGAGGCUUAAAAGCACAUUUACUGCUGGGCAUGGUGGUGCACGCCUUUAAUCCCAGCACUCAGGAGGCAGAGGCAGGAGGAUCUCUGUGAGUUCAAG
Messenger RNA from Nannospalax galili (Upper Galilee mountains blind mole rat), 1450 nucleotides. It is a transcript of the gene Rfesd, whose product is annotated as Rieske Fe-S domain containing. Bases 759 to 1232 code for a protein of 157 amino acids. The record is from RefSeq and is a predicted model, not a curated record. Gene Ontology annotation, molecular function: 2 iron, 2 sulfur cluster binding. The transcript is spliced from 6 exons. NCBI's taxonomy places the organism in Eukaryota, Metazoa, Chordata, Mammalia, Rodentia, Spalacidae.